Messenger RNA from Alligator mississippiensis (American alligator), 3270 nucleotides. RefSeq names its product ENTH domain containing 1 (gene ENTHD1). The transcript is spliced from 6 exons. Gene Ontology annotation, biological process: endocytosis. Lineage: Eukaryota; Metazoa; Chordata; Crocodylia; Alligatoridae. Gene Ontology annotation, molecular function: clathrin binding; phospholipid binding. The record is from RefSeq and is a predicted model, not a curated record. Gene Ontology annotation, cellular component: endosome; plasma membrane; clathrin vesicle coat. The coding region runs from base 1151 to 3028 and encodes 625 amino acids.
ACACCAGCUGCCAACACUAAUGGAUCCAAGCUAAUCAGUAUAGAAACACUAUUCUUACACUUUAGUGGAGUCCUCAAGCAUGAGAUGUAUCCUUUCUUAUUCCAUAGUUCCAUAUAUUGUACUGGCAGUGCAAUCUAGUUUUUACUGGCUCAAGCCUGGUUCUGGCAUUUGAAUUUAUACUGCUUGUUGUAUAUGUGUUCAAACAUGCUAAUUAUAGAGAGAUCAUACAAGACAACUGAAACCCUGGUUUAAGAAUGGAAAGUAUUGUAUAAGUGUAUUUAAACUUACUGGUUAAUAAAAUUUGCUGUCCCAUUCUUCUCAUUUCAGGUGUCUUAACACUUAUAUAUAUUUUUAAUGUAUAGAAGUCAAAGGACUUUACUAGGAUUGCAUCCAUUAUUAUGUACAUAAGUAAACAGUAAAGAAAGGUUAGGUGGCUUGCCUGAAGUUAGUGAAUUACUAUAUUUUCUCAUGUACAAUAUACAUUUUUAUUCCAAAAAAUAGCUGCUGGAAAUUGAAAUGUGCGUUAUAUGUGAUAUAUACUGUAAGAACAGUUUCUGCCAGUUACAGGGCAAACAAAAGUAAAAUCGGCACACAACUCACAGGGAGCAGAACAUGGAGGAGACCUGGCUGCCUAGCUGCUGCUACUUAGUUACUUACUACAAAGAUUUUUUUAUUCUUCAUUUUGCCUUUCAAAAACAGGGUACAUAUUUUAUUCCGGGAGAUGUAAGCAAGAAGAUAUGGGCAUGACAAGGGUAAGAGCAGAACCAAUCUCAUCUUUUUAUUUUGUUGCCAUAAUGCAGUCUCCCUUAUCUGUUCAUGGACCUCCAUUUCAUGCUAAUCACCUCCACAAGGUAAUUGAAAAAAACAUUAUUUUCCAUCCCCUUAUUUUUUGGGGGUUUGCUAACAAACACUCCCAGUCCUACCUGGCCUAUGUAGAUGUGAAACUGAGAACUACACUAUAUCAACCUAUUCCUUUACCAUCAAAACUAAGUGAGUAAUAAAUAACAUGUCUUCCUUAUGCUUUCCUAUUUGCAGAAUUGUGGUGGUUUGCUGAGCUGGAGCUUGAAAACACACAGGCAGGGACUGCAGCACGGGAACCCUCUGAUAUCUCUUAUUAACUUUAUACACUGAACUGCUGCUUAUCAUAUCCAUGGCAUUCAGGAGGCACAUGAAGAACUUGGUAAAAAAAUAUUCUGAUGCUCAGGUAAAAGUCAGGGAAGCAACUUCUAAUGACCCUUGGGGCUCCUCUAGUUCGCUAAUGUUAGAGAUCAGUGACCUGACGUACAAUGCAGUUUCUCUUUUGGAAAUUAUGAACAUGAUAUGGCACAGGAUGAAUGACCAUGGAAAGAACUGGAGGCAUGUGUAUAAAUCCCUCACACUCUUGGAUUAUCUCAUCAAGAAUGGAUCAAAGAAAAUCAUACAUCAUUGUCGAGAGGGCUUCUUUAACAUUCAAACAUUAAAGGACUUUCAUUAUAUAGAUGAGGAUGGAAAGGAUCAAGGUUAUCAUGUGAGGGAGAAAUCUAAGCGACUCAUUGCCUUGUUAACAGAUGAACAAUUGCUGCAUAAUGAAUGUGAAGUAGCACGGAGAACUAGGCGCCGCACCUCCUAUGCAGUGCUCGUUCCUAAGGAUGCUACCACCAAGGACUAUUCACCAACAAUGUCUGCCUCUGAGCCCAUAUCAGAGCCUCCUGAUUCAGAAAAUGCUCAAGAAUGUUUUUCUAAGACAACAUCUGUGCCACAGCAAAACCAGCUUUUGCCGACACCAGGGAAAGCAAUAGAGGCCCAACGAACAAAGACACUCAAAAUCAUUGCUAAGAAGUCUUCAGAGGACUUGAUAGUGUUUAGCGAAGAUGAAAAGACACCUACCUCCACUUUGCUACCACCAUUUCCUGCAUUGAACUCUUCUGAUGAACGAUCACCAGUGGUUAAGUCUGCUGUCAGCGAUUCCUGGAAGCAAAGUGUUGCUUCCUAUUCCUCAGAGAUAAGUCUACCAUCUUCACAAAAAUGGAGCAGGAACAGGAGCAGGAGAGGUGACAACACUGCCACAGAUCCUGUUUCUACAAUCACUCUGAAGCCUCCCUCAAGGAAGCAGUCAGAUGCAAAUAAUCCCCAAGCUGCAAAACACUUGUUUGAUCCUUGGUCAUCAAUCCCAGAAGCGCAAGCAAAACCCAGCCAAAAUACCUCAAAACUGGACUUUCUUUCUUCUAGUAGUGAGGACUCUGUGGAAACCAUUUACCUCUCUCCUACAUUCAACACCAUGGAUCCUGUGGAAGACAGCGGAACCAACAUUGAUAGUCUGAAAUCUACUCCAGCUUCCUCUAAACAAUUCCCUGGGCCUGUUACAUCCACUUUCAAUAAUUUCAACGCCUUCAUAUCUGGAAACAUGCAGACAGCUAGUAUGACUCUUCAUCCAUCUCCAAAGCUGGAUUUAACCAGCUCUACUGCAACAACAACUUAUUUUUCCACCGUCUCCGUCUCAUCCCCUAAGGCGGUCAUUCCAGAGAACACAGUUCAUCCUUAUUUUAUGCCUUCCUGUGGACCUUCAUACUUGUCUUCACCCCAGCAGCCCUCCUCAUCAGUUUUCCUCAAGGAUCACAAAGACAGGGUUACACAUCCUUUUCCUCCUUGCCAGAUAUCUGAUGAAGAGAGCGAGAAUACUAGCAUACUGAAUCUCUUACCAGAUAAUUCAAGGGAUUCUGCUGGAAAAGUGAACAGUUUUGAGAGCAGAACUCUCCGGAUAUCUGGUGGGAGUUGGGGGAUAUUUCCCACGCAGAACAAAGCAGCCAUGUCUGACCAUUUUAUGCCUUCUGCUAAAGGCUCCUCUAAUGUGGACACUACACAGAAAGUCAUGGUCACUCUGGAAGAGAUAAAACAUACAGUUUUUGGACUGCAAGGAGAUAUAGGUAACAUGGCCAAGGAGCUGCAAGCCAUUGGUAGUCAGUUGGCAAGUGUGGUCAGUGAUGUUCAGCAUAUGAGCCAAUUUUUGACAGCUCCCCAAAAUACUAAGGAAUCCCUUAGUCAGCUGUAAUUUUCACAAUGGCUACUUCAGCUUUACUGGAAUUUUCUGUAUUUCCUUUCCUUAACAAUAUUUCACAUUGGUCAUCAGACCUUUUUCAUAGCAUUGAAAAUUUACAGCCAGAAAGGCACAUGGCUGUUCUGUUCUUUUCAUGGAAAUAAAUUAUUCACAUCUUAUUCUUUGAGUUUUGUUAACAUUUGAGCUACUCUUGCCGUCUAUUUCCCAGGAGUUUCAGCCUUAGGCAUUCUCACAAC